Molecule: messenger RNA, 3430 nt
Organism: Notolabrus celidotus (New Zealand spotty)
Lineage: Eukaryota; Metazoa; Chordata; Actinopteri; Labriformes; Labridae
Gene: b3galt4
Product: UDP-Gal:betaGlcNAc beta 1,3-galactosyltransferase, polypeptide 4
Exons: 1
Coding region: 925-2040 (371 amino acids)
Cellular component (GO): membrane
Molecular function (GO): N-acetyl-beta-D-glucosaminide beta-(1,3)-galactosyltransferase activity
Source: RefSeq, a predicted model, not a curated record
UGUAUCACUCAUCUCUUUUAGAACCCCACACACGUGGCUAUGCUUCGCCAUUCUUGGGCCCUAUUCCAGCUGUGUCGACAUUGAGUCAAUUAUUUGUUGAUAAAUGAUAACGAACAUAAUCGAGUAACUUAGUAACAUAAUCGAGUAACUUAGUAGUAUUUUUUUACGCAUUUUUUUAACGCAGUAAAAUAGCAUAAUCUGUUGUAGCUGCUAUCAGUGACAACCCAAAGCAAUGUGGAAGUGAAAGUCAUGAAAAUCAACCGUGUGAUGCAAACAAAAGCAACGCCUUUUGCACGAGGACAUUUGUCAGUUUACAUAGCUUUGCAAGAAUGUGGAUGUAAAUGUUCCUUCUUUCAAUUUAUUUUUAAAAUCCGAUUUUUUUUUUUGCAUAUAGCAGCUGGUGAGUCCACAGGACAGUCUUACGCAGCGUGGUAACCGGAACACAAAGCUGUUCCACUGAAGCAGGGUGUAUCACAUCAUCAUCAGAGCAUCAGAGUGCAUUCUGCUGUAUGAAUCUGAAAGUCAUUUGGCACGUUUCCUAUAGCCUAUGUGUCGCAAUCGACCCCGCGGAUCCACCUCUGACAAGCCGGGACAAAAAUCAGCUCCAGGCUGCUGCUGCUGAAUCGACCGUCUCAUUUGCGCAGCUGCAUAUCCUACUUUUGUAAAAACAGGACAGGGUUGCGCAGGAUAACAGUGCGUUUACCGCAACCUCCCCGACACUGGCACUCUCCCUCGGCUGCAGCAGAGGAUACCUGGACCUUGGAGCAGAGGCGCAACAAAGGGGCCGAUAACGGAGGAAGCGCAAUGACUUUACAGUGAUUCUUAUCGUGGAGAUAAGGGUAGGUAGGUGGACCUGUUAGGAACGGGCGAGCUAAAGCAGCUAUAGUAGUGCACAGAGCUGCGCAGUGGUAGCGGGGCUUGGUCAUGGUUGGACGGGGACUUUGGGUAUGUAAGCCCCGGUUUGGAAAGCGAGGGAACAGACACGGGGCUUUGCCUGUCCUGUGCGCCGCUGCAGCGAGCCUAUCCCUGUUGGCUCUGUUUUUCUUGGACUUUGUCGAGUUAUGGGUCACCUCCAUGAGGAUGAACAAGGUGGUGGAGCCGCACGCAGGCAUCAUCCCCCCGCAGAGCGUCGCCCCCACCAGACCCGAGGAAUUCCUCCUCAUGCCCAGCCCGCUCGUGUGCCAGCGGGCCAAGCCUUACCUCAUCACCAUGGUUACAUCGGCCCCUGCCAAUCAGAGGGCCCGCCAAGCCAUUCGGGACACCUGGGGAGGGGAGGUAGAGGUGAGGGGCCUGCGAGUCAUGACCCUGUUCAUGGUGGGAGUGGCGUCUGACCCUGGACUCGCCAAGCUGCUGAUAGAGGAAGCUAGAGAGAGGGGGGAUCUGAUUCAAGGGCGUUUUGUGGACACCUACUCCAACCUCACCCUGAAAACCUUGUCCAUGCUGAGCUGGGCCCGUCGGUUCUGCCCUCAGUCCCACUUCAUGGCCAAAGUGGACGAUGAUGUCCUGUUUAAUCCCAGUGCCCUGCUGCACUUCCUGAAUAAGAGCCGUAACCCUUAUGAACAAGGAGACUUGUACCUCGGCAGGGUUCAUCUCCGUGUGGCACCGGACCGUGACCCAGAUAGCAAGCACUACCUCCCUUCAGGGGCGUACCCCCCCUCUGUCUUUCCUGACUAUUGCAGUGGUACAGCUUAUGUCCUGUCCCGCUCUGCAUUGCUCAAAAUCUCUCUGGCAGCCUCUGCAUCACCUUUAUCCACCCCUCUGCCCCCCGAGGAUGUGUUUUUGGGUUUGUGUGCCCGGGCAGCUGGGGUCCUGCCCUCACACUGCCCUCUCUUCUCUGGAGGCCCUGGUGUGCCAUAUGGGCGCUGCUGCUAUCAGGCCAUGGUCUCUAUCCACCACAUCUCACCAAAGGAGAUGCUGCAUUACUGGGCUGACGUCCAUCCUUCCCAGCCAUGCUCCUGGCUGACUCUGCGAGCUUCUCUGGGGAUGUGCAAAGUCAGGGCUAUGCUUGGGUCAGCUCUGGGGCUGGAGCAGGGGCUGUGAGGACUUAUGUAAGAAGGAUAACAGGACUAGUUGGGGCUGUGCCUCGCUUUAAUACUGUGAACAGCACAAGUGCUCUUCAGGCUGUGAAGCUACACUAUGUGUACGAGGAAAAAUGUCACCUUAUUUUUAUAGCUUUAUUUUUUUAAACUGUUAAGUGUUCAGUGGCAUUUUUGCAGAAAAGGAAGUGAUCAGCUGGUAUUCUGAGAACGCAUCACAGUAGUCUUGAACUUAUUCUUAGACUGUUAAAGCAUCCUUCAUUAUUACCCUUACACAUAACGCCAAUAGCAAAGAUAUUCAAGCACCAUCAGCUCCAUACCAAUAGGUAUUAUGACAUCUGAGUAUUGAAUGACACCGAGCAGUUGUUACAGCUGUAGAUCUGUGCUGCUAACCCUGUAUGGCAAUAAUAGUGCUCCCCUUUGAAACUUAAAACCAUGCAUACUCUACCCUUUGCUUGACUAGUGGGUCUUUCCACGCUAAGAUAUUGCCAAAUUGCUGAUAUUUUGCUGACUCUUACUAAUCUCACAUUGUUUGCAAGCACCACAGUGUUGUUGUUACAUGGCGUCACAUUGUAAAUGACCUAAAAUUAGCUUAACUCGUCUGCUCUGAAACAGAAACAGCCAGCAAGGAACCCAAGUACUUGGGUGCUGUAAAGGAAAACUGACUUCUUGUAGAAUAAGCUGUGGUUUUUCAAGGCGUAUCAGAUUGUUACACAGAUUGUGUAUGCGCCAUACCUGUCCAUGUUUUACAGCAGAAUCAUGGACAUUUCUGAUACUGGUAUAGGAACCUUAUUUUACAAUGAAUGCACACAAGACUGAGUAUUUCUAUAAACACAAUAAAUCUUACACAUAAGUGCUGCUACCUUCAUAUUUAUAACAUAUAUGUAAUCUUUCACAGGUACUUGGUAGAUGUUAGUCUAAUAAAAUGCCUAAAUGCAUGAUAGUCCAGACACAAUAGAUAUCAAACCACUUGCUUCUGAUACCUUGUGAAAAGGAGGUAAUGUGUAUCAGCUUAAACCUUCAUGUUCAAAACAGAAAAAAAAAAUAGACUGCAGAAGAAGUUUUGCUUCUUCUCUUGGGAGGUUCAGUUACUCAGCAGGAUGAUAUCAAAAGACACCAAAUGUAACCAUGAAACAAAAAAAAUGCAAGCACUGAUCCCACUGAAGUAUUUGUUACCUGUAGUAGUGAGGUUAAACAUUCAGUUGAGUAUGAAUGGAGCCUCUGUUUAGUUCUGUUGACUGGGUUUGGUCUGAAUGCUUUUUUUAAAAGGAAUCUUAAGUGUUCAGAUAAAGCUUGAGAUUGUGUUGUACACCCACAAUGUAAAUACAGAGAAAGUGUUUGCCCUCAGGAAACGUGUUAUGAUCACCAAUAAACCACUCCGGAUCUUAAAUUAA